UGAAUGUGAGCGGGAGCUGACUCGGAGCUGGAGCCGCUGAGUGCAGAGAGCCCGGAGCCGGGGCGGCGAGCGUCGCGAGGAGAACCGGGGAGUCAGUGGUCGAGGGCAGCUGCAGCCCAGAGUGCUGUCGCGGCGAUGGCCGUGGCGGUGGGGAGACCCAACAAUGAAGACCUUCGAAACUUAUCUCUCUCUGGUCAUGUUGGAUUUGACAGUCUUCCUGACCAAUUGGUCAACAAGUCCACAUCCCAAGGGUUCUGCUUUAAUAUCCUCUGUGUUGGUGAGACGGGCAUUGGUAAGUCAACCUUAAUGGAUACAUUAUUCAACACCAAGUUUGAAAGUGACCCAGCUACUCACAAUGAGCCAGGAGUCCGGUUAAAAGCCAGGAGUUACGAGCUUCAGGAGAGCAAUGUCCGUCUGAAACUGACCAUCGUUGAUACUGUAGGAUUUGGAGACCAGAUAAACAAAGAUGACAGCUAUAAACCAAUAGUAGAAUAUAUUGAUGCACAAUUUGAAGCUUACCUGCAAGAGGAAUUGAAGAUCAAGCGUUCUCUGUUCAAUUACCAUGAUACCCGGAUCCACGCUUGCCUUUACUUCAUUGCCCCCACUGGACAUUCUCUGAAGUCCCUCGACCUUGUUACCAUGAAGAAACUGGACAGCAAGGUGAACAUCAUCCCCAUCAUAGCAAAAGCAGAUACCAUUGCCAAAAAUGAGCUGCACAAAUUCAAGAGUAAAAUCAUGAGUGAACUUGUCAGUAAUGGUGUUCAGAUAUACCAGUUCCCUACAGAUGAAGAGACGGUGGCAGAGAUUAAUGCAACAAUGAGUGUCCAUCUUCCAUUUGCUGUGGUUGGAAGUACUGAAGAAGUAAAGAUUGGAAAUAAGAUGGCAAAGGCCAGGCAGUACCCUUGGGGUGUGGUGCAAGUUGAGAAUGAAAACCACUGUGACUUUGUAAAACUCCGGGAGAUGCUGAUCCGAGUAAACAUGGAGGAUUUGAGAGAACAAACUCAUACCCGUCACUAUGAAUUGUAUCGACGUUGUAAGCUAGAAGAAAUGGGAUUCAAAGACACAGAUCCUGAUAGCAAACCCUUCAGCCUUCAAGAGACAUAUGAAGCAAAGAGAAACGAGUUCUUGGGAGAACUUCAGAAGAAAGAGGAGGAAAUGAGACAAAUGUUUGUCAUGAGGGUGAAAGAAAAAGAAGCUGAACUUAAAGAAGCAGAAAAAGAUCUUCAUGAAAAGUUUGACCUUCUAAAGCGGACGCAUCAGGAAGAGAAAAAGAAAGUGGAAGACAAAAAGAAGGAGCUUGAGGAGGAGGUCAACAACUUUCAGAAGAAGAAAGCAGCAGCUCAGCUCUUACAGUCGCAGGCGCAGCAGGCUGGUGCCCAACAAACCAAGAAAGACAAAGACAAGAAAAAUAGUCCUUGGCUCUGCACGGAAUAAAUGAUACCCUCAAAUCUAAUUGGAUGUACUUUCACCUCUGCAUCUUCUUCUUUAUGUAAUCAUCAUGUUGACAAGCCCUACUCUCUCCUAAUGGACAGUAGCGCAUUAGAAGAGCAGGAGUUUAUGUACACACCUGUUGGGGAAGAGUUACCUCAUUUCCACCAUCGCCUUUCCUUUUAUACUGUGGGUCAAAUAUCGCACUGCUGUGUCUAUUUGUCAGUGUCUGCUUGCACAUCACUGGUUACAGUGUGAACUCAACUAAAUUAUCACCUCCAAAACAAAAAUUAAAGAAAGUCAAGUGGAAUACAACUUGGGUCAAGAACCACAGUAUCACAGUGAAAUAUUCAUUAAACUGUAAAAUGCAUAGAAUUGUUAAUCUGAUAACCAGAGGCUUAUAGACUGGGGGCAGUGGACCCAAAUGAGAAGCGGCCACAGACCAGUAAUAUCCCUACAAAGUGAAAGCUAAUUCUCACUUUAGACCUGAGAGCAAUCAUCAUACCCAGGACUCUCAGUGAUCAGGUGCUUAAAUGGGAAGCUUUCUUUUUUCUUUUGUUAGUUUUGGGGGUGGCUUUGUGUUUGGUUUGGGGUUUUUAAAACUGAUAAAAUAUUGCAUGAAUAGAGGUGCAUUUUCUAUACAAAGUAUUGUAUUGACAAAAUUUUAUUUUUCCUCUAACGUUCUAAGAGAGUGAAAUGGGCAUCUUUCUUGUACAUUCAAGACCCACUGAUUGCUAUUUGAUUUAGAAUAUUUUUAUGUUACCUGGAACCCUGUAAUAAGUUUUUUGGGUGUUUUUUUUCCCUUUAACUUCAAGUAAGCCACGUAUGACUUCACAAACAUGAUGUUCAAGUGUAGGUCUGGUAUUUUUACAUUCAACAUUACUAAGUGAAGAAUGAGUGCCAAAAGUUUUUAAGAUGGGUAUGAUCUAUUUGUAUCCGUUCCUUAUUCUGCCAGUUAUCAUAGAGCCUUUGUGUUAAUGGAUCACCACAGCUAGUAAACUGCGACCUACUGUCACCUGGUCAGUCCAUUUUUCCUUCUGGUUCCAAAGGAGCAAUCACCUAAGAGCCCACGUCAGGCUAUCCGGCUGAAAAGCUCUCAUCCCCACUCCUGAGGCCCCCUUCUUGAUGGGUACCCCUACUUUCAUGGGUAGGCCUCUCACCUCCAUCUUCUUAUGAGGUAGAUCACAUUGCUUCCUCUGUGGGAUUCGGUUCACCUUUUGCUGAAAAAGCCACACCAUAGUUUUCUAGCAUUUUGUUUCCUUCAUUAGGAUUCUUAAAUGAAUUUAAAUUUAAAUUCUUAAACCCUGGUUUCUUUAAGGGUACUUCUGGAUUCUCUAUGUGAAGAAUGGCACUUCUAUUAUCUGGGUUCUAUAAGAACAUUCCAAAAUUUCUUCUUGCUAAGUCUAUAAAGAUGGACAAACUUAGUGCAGGAUGCCAAAGCAUAGAGUGGAUAGUUAAAUGUGUAGCUGAUUUUACAUAAAAUUAACUGUAACAAACUAUUUAUUUAAACCCACUGACUUUUAAACAGUGCUAUGUUUGGGAUAGAACAGACUCAUGCCCUGGUAGCUGUAGGAAAAUUCCUAUUUUAAGUUGUCAGCUAACUAAAGCCUUUGACCUUCAUAUCACGUUAAGUUCUUCACAGAUGUAUCCAUUCAUCUCAUGAUUUUUUUUAAUAUUGCCUCAUUCCUACUUUAUUAAUAGUCGGCAUCCCCAUGCUCUUCAAUAGCAUGAGAAUUUAAGUUGGAGUCCUUUCACUUACCACUCAGAAGGAGCCUCAAGUUAAAUCCUACAAAGGAAUAAGGAAGAAUGUGCCUUUUCACUUUCAUUUUUAAGUUGGUUCUCUUAUCUUCCACACCAUUUGAGUCCCUGAAUGAUUACUCAGAACAAUUAAAUGAGCAUACUGAAAAGUCUUACCUUUAUAUACCUUGAUUUUUUUUUUAAAUAAAUAGGUCCAUCUGAGUUAGAAAAUUUCUUGUCAUCAUAAUGGCACAAGCUCCAUUUGUCUAUAAUAAUCUAUUUUUCAAAUCAAAGUCUCCCUGAUGGGAUAAGAAAGUUGGCUGAAAGAGGAAUUUAUUGGUUAAGGCCAGAGCCUAAUAAAGCUUCAGUUCAUAAAGUAACAAAUCCAUGUAUGUGAAAUACCAUACUCCCCGUGAUACUUUGGUUAGCCUAGCUUCACUUUAAGACACACAAGUUCCCUUAUUUGUUUCAAAACCUCUACAGAAAAUGUGACUCUCCAAGAAGUUAUUUUCACAAAAUUUAUUAAGCUCCUAUUAUUCAAGUAUCAUACACCCAUCAUCCAUUCCUGUUACUGACUAUACACAUACACAAAUUAAGCCAUCUUUCAUGACUAUGAGGGGCUCCAUGAUACUUAAUAAUACCAAUGGUAUUUAUUAUUCGACUGAAACUGGUAUAAACCCAAAACAGGUUCUACUGGUAAAUACACUACAGUGUAUUGUUAGGGGAAAAACCUUGCAGGUAUUUAUAUAUGAGUUCCCAAGUUAAAACUGCUGAAUAUCCAGCAUACAAUUAAAAGGAUUUUUGCUAAUAAUCAUUCAUCAAAAUGUAUAGAUUGAUUGCUCCUGAACUGACAUACACACUGAAAUAAGAGUAUCUUUUCUUUUAUACACGGAGUUGAAGCAGCUGAGAUCAUAAUUACUCCAAAGCCAGGUUUGCCUAAAAGGAUAUAUAUUUUUCAAGUUUGAUCAGUUUUAACAUCCAUGAAAAAUUACAUUGGCUCUCUCAAUCAUUUCUCUAUGUCUACCAUAUUAUUGGCUCACUGUGGGCAAAACUGUUAAGUAUUUUAAAAAUUAAGUGCAAAGUCAAUUUACAGAGUGUCCUCUGAAACUUUUGUUUCCAUCAUAUGUUCACCUAAUGAAUGUCAACUCUCUCCAAUUAGACUGGCCCUGAUGCUUGUUCCCCUCUAACAUCCUAUCUGAAUUCUUCACCACAGUGUCCACGCCUCUUUCUUGUUAAGACUUUUGGACUCAAAUGAACUCUUAGGCAAUGAGGUGGUGAGAAUGACAUCUUUACUAGAAUCCCUUAUGUUAAAUUAGCAUGAUUUAAAUAAAUCACUUGAGAUCACUUUCUGAUGAGAAGUAAAGACAUGUAGGUAGCUCAGUGGAGAACACCACCAGGGCUGGAGUCAGAAGACCCAAGUUCAAAUCCAGCUUUAGACACUAGCUAUGUGAGUCUGGGUAAGUCACUUAACCCUUUUUGCCUCAGUUUCCUCAUCUGUAAAAUGAGCUGGAGAAGGAAAUGACAAACCACUCCAGUAUCUUUGCCAAGAAAACUUGAAAUGAGGUCUCUCAGUGUCAGACAUGACUGAAACAAAUGAAAAACAAAACAAAACAAAAAACUAAUGAAAAGUGGUCAACUGUUGAUUCUUUAAUGGAAUCUCCUUUGAGAUAAAAGUAAAACUAACUUAACUUGGAACAAAUUCUAUUUGAAUUUGAAUGCUGGUGGUACACUGAAGUUUUUGAUCCCACUGUAUUAUUUUCAGUUCUCAAAUUAGGCAUCUAUUCAGAAUUAUUCUCACCUGGAAAGCAAGAGGGAAGUCGCUGCACACUGAAAUAUCUUACUUUUUGCCCAAAUGUUGUGGAUAGACACUGCAAAUGGUAAAAUGUAAUAAUAUAAGAAAGAGAAUACAUUAUGGUUGUGUUAACUGUAUUCAAAAACCUUCCCCUCCUCACCAUUUUGCUUUUUAGAUUUUCAGGGCUUUCACUGGAAUUUUCUAAUUGAAGAACCUAAAAGAAUCUUACAAGUGCUCAUUCUUGUCCUCCUGAAACAUAGGAAAUUAGCUACUUAAUCCUUUUAUGUGCCAUAAAAUGCAUUUUUAAAGAACAGGAUUCAACACUAGGAAUGAUUAGCCUCCACAUGAAUCUUUUUACUUCUAGGGACAACUAUGUUGGACAAUAUUGAAAUAUAUAUGUGUGUGUGUGUGUUUUAUAUAUACAUAUAAAACACACACACACACAUUUAAAAUCCAACCGUUAAACAGAAUGGGCUGGUUUAAUGACAGGCGUUGAUAAGCAAAACAAGCCUCUUGAGAGAUGAGAAAUUAUGUAAGCAAACAAGAUCUGCUUCUAAAAAAUUAAGUUCCAAAAACAAUAAAUGGAACAGCAAUGCAAGAAAUUUGAGGCUUAUCCAGAAUGCUUUGCCAUUUCCUCUCAACAAUCCCUUCUAUCCCCUUUUAGUCUAAUUUAACAUUUCUUCUAAAACCUGAGUAGUCGGGCAUUUAUCCUAGUGCCAGAGGAAUUCGAUUUUAAGGGUCAAGAGUUGAGGACAAUCUAUAGCUUUGUAUUUCCAUUUUCGGGUGUGGAGAGGAAGGAAACAAGUAUUUUGUUUUCCACUGUCAUAAAUAAGGGGAAUAGCAACAUUAAAGAUGAUCACUUUUAGUGUUCUUCUCCUCCCUUUCUUGGAAGAUGAUAGGAAACCAAAAUUUGUUUUUCCUCCUUCCAUAACAUCUUCUAGUAAAUUGUCCCAAGAACCUUUACUGACUUGUUUUGUUUAGGAAAGGUCAAGAGAGAGGAGGGAGAAGAGGAUGCUUCAGAAAUACCCCUUACACUGGGUUUCUCUAGCUUGCACACAAAUGAUCAAAUCAUCUUAAUAAACACUGUGGUCAGAAAUAUCACAACAAAAGAGACUAAACAAGUCUAGGGGACCAAAUAAAGGUUUCAGUUGAGAAUGUACUGAAAUUAAUGUUAUACAUCUCCCUAUAUCCAUGGGUAUUGCUUCAUCUUUUGUUUGAGGUCACUUCAAAAUAAAAUAAGGAUUACUUUGUUGGACUACACAA
Molecule: messenger RNA, 6220 nt
Organism: Antechinus flavipes (yellow-footed antechinus)
Lineage: Eukaryota; Metazoa; Chordata; Mammalia; Dasyuromorphia; Dasyuridae
Gene: SEPTIN11
Product: septin 11
Exons: 11
Coding region: 136-1434 (432 amino acids)
Biological process (GO): cytoskeleton-dependent cytokinesis
Cellular component (GO): septin complex; cell division site; microtubule cytoskeleton
Molecular function (GO): molecular adaptor activity; GTPase activity; GTP binding
Source: RefSeq, a predicted model, not a curated record